AAUGAUUAAUAUUAAAUUCGGUGAUCAAACACACCAUUAUCAUUUUCAGGUCCAAAGAUGAAAAAUCCUUUCCGAUCAGCUGUUAUGUAGUUGGUGCCCCUGACCAACUAAAUAAUGGCAGCUACGAUUGGACGUUUUGGUAAAGCUUUUGUGACGUCAAGCCGAGGCUUCCUAAGGUCUCGAUGGAUUCACUCAGCUUCAGGAGUAGGACCUUGGCAACAAAAGAAUGCAACUCAGGUGGAUGAGACGCUUGGGUUACUACCCUCCCCUCUCACUGUGCUUUCAGACGAGGAGCUUAUGAUGAAAGAAACAGUUGCAAAAUUUGCUCGUGAACAAGUUGCUCCCCUAGUAAGCAAGAUGGAUGAAGAAGGCUGUUAUGAUCCAUCACUUGUAAGAGGCAUGUAUGAAAAUGGGUUUAUGGCAAUUGAGACAGAACCUGAGUAUGGAGGCUGUGGAUCAACAUUUUUUGUGGCAAAUUUAGUUAUUGAAGAGCUAGCCAAGGUUGACCCAUCCGUAAGCUUGUUAUGUGACCUCCAGAACACACUUUUCAACACUUUGUUCCGGAAGUUUGGCACAGAAGAACAAAAGCAGAAGUACCUCCCAAAGCUGGCCACAGAAAUGACAGGAAGCUUCUGUCUCUCCGAGACAGAAUCAGGUUCUGAUGCCUUUGCAUUGAAGACUGUGGCAGUGAAAGAUGGGAACAACUAUGUCAUUAAUGGUUCCAAAAUGUGGAUAUCUUCAGCACCACAGGCUGGUGUAUUCCUUGUGAUGGCCAAUGCCAACCCUUCAGCUGGCUACAAAGGUAUCACCUGCUUUGUCAUUGAUGCUGGAACCCCUGGCUUAUCAAUUGGCAAGAAAGAGGAUAAGUUAGGUCUCAGGGCCUCCAAUACAUGUGCAGUACAUUUUGAUAAUGUUGUGGUACCUGAAGAAAAUAUUCUCGGAGAACUUGGACAUGGUUAUAAAUAUGCCAUUGGUAUGUUAAAUGAGGGACGUAUAGGUAUUGGUGCCCAAAUGGUUGGUCUGUCUCAAGGAUGCCUUGAUGCCACCAUUCCGUACCUGCUUCAGCGUAAACAAUUUGGGAAAGCUUUGUUUGAUUUCCAGGCUAUGCAGCAUGCAGCAGCUUAUCUGGCCACAGAAAUUGAAUGUGCGAGACUACUUGUAUAUAAUGCAGCCCGAUUGAGGGAAGCAAAACAACCCUUCAUUAAACAAGCUGCAAUGGCAAAGCUUUACAGUUCAGAGGUGGCCACUCGUGUUACAUCCAAAUGUGUGGAGCUUAUGGGUGGUGUUGGCUUUACCAAAGAUUAUCCAGUUGAGAAGUUUUAUCGAGACUGCAAAAUUGGCACAAUUUAUGAGGGAACAUCACAUAUUCAGUUGAAUACUAUUGCAAAACUUGUUGCACAAGAUUAUGUAGCAUAAUUAUUGUAAUAAAGAAAGAUAAUGUCUUGUAUAUAUUUAGCUAUUAAUUAGGUUUAGAUGUAAGACAUUACUUUUAAUGCAGAAUCUCAAAGCAUUAGCUCUCUCUCCUGCUUUUCAUGUGGUAAAAUUGAUAUAUUUAGGAUGCCCUAUUUCUUCUUUGUGGUUAGGAAAGUAUGUUGUAGCAUACAUUUAUAAUUGUGGCAGCAUUUGACAAAACAAAAAUAAAUUUCAACUUCUAU
This is a messenger RNA of Penaeus chinensis, 1655 nucleotides long. Its product is annotated as short/branched chain specific acyl-CoA dehydrogenase, mitochondrial-like. The record is from RefSeq and is a predicted model, not a curated record. Gene Ontology annotation, cellular component: mitochondrion. NCBI's taxonomy places the organism in Eukaryota, Metazoa, Arthropoda, Malacostraca, Decapoda, Penaeidae. Bases 115 to 1416 code for a protein of 433 amino acids. Gene Ontology annotation, molecular function: acyl-CoA dehydrogenase activity; flavin adenine dinucleotide binding. The transcript is spliced from 9 exons.